Oldenlandia corymbosa var. corymbosa is the source of this 636-nucleotide messenger RNA. NCBI's taxonomy places the organism in Eukaryota, Viridiplantae, Streptophyta, Magnoliopsida, Gentianales, Rubiaceae. The record is from the annotation of a GenBank genome assembly.
AUGGCAGCCAUACAUGUGGAGGAAUUGCUCAUCUUGGCCUCAACAAGCCUCGGUGCAGUGGCUAAAAUACUUGAGAUUGAAGAAAUUUCACCAGAUGCUGCAUAUUGGAUACGUAAGGUUCCUGCUCGCUUGUGGGCUACUGCUUACUUCGAAAGCCCAAGGUUCGGUCAUUUGACAGCUAAUAUUGUGGAACAACUAAAUCCUUUGAUAUCAGAAGCCUCUGGACUACCAACAUUUCAGAUGCUGGAAUGCAUUAGAAGACAGCUUAUGACUUGGUUCAAUGAACGUCGGGAAAGUAGCAUGCAGUGGACAUCAAUUCUAGUUCCUACAGCAGAGAGGCAUGUAGCAGAAGCCCUAGAACGUGCCCGCACUUACCAGCUGUAUGGUUUACCCUGUGCACAUGCUGUAGCAGCACUACUGUCUUGUAGACAGAAUGUGCACCGGUUUACGGAAAGUUGUUUCACUGUUGCUAAUUAUCGGAAGACUUACUCACAGACGAUUCUUCCAAUACCAGACAAAACAUUAUGGAAGGAGUUAAAAGAAGGAGAUCCAAGCAGUGGGGAUUUUAGUGAGAUAAUUAUCAAUCCACCUAAAUCUCUUCGGACACCAGGUCGCCUCAGGAAGAAGCGAAUCUGA